AUGGGAAAUACCACGGAAACUUCCCAUUUUGUUUCCAAAAUCCCAAAGGAGCACGAUGUCUUCAUGGGUUCUUUAUACACAACCUUCUGUAUUCUGUCACUCUUGGGAAAUGGCAUCCUGCUCCUUGUUGCGUAUCGUAAGAGAUCAUCUCUCAAGCCGGCAGAAUUCUUCAUCAUAAAUUUAUCUAUUAGUGACCUUGGGAUGACAGUUACUCUCUUUCCCUUGGCGAUUCCAUCUGCCUUUGCUCACAAGUGGCUGUUCGGAGAGCUGACAUGUUUGUGCUAUGCUGUAUGUGGCGUCCUCUUCGGCUUAUCCAGCUUGACAAAUCUCACCACUCUGUCGUCCGUCUGCUGCCUCAAAGUCUGCUUCCCAAACUAUGGUAUUGUUCCUCAACACCUUUCACACCGCAAUACAUUUAUCUUCCACCCUGGCCCUCCUCCAUAUCUUAAUUAA
Molecule: messenger RNA, 453 nt
Organism: Sinocyclocheilus grahami
Lineage: Eukaryota; Metazoa; Chordata; Actinopteri; Cypriniformes; Cyprinidae
Product: opsin-5-like
Exons: 3
Biological process (GO): G protein-coupled receptor signaling pathway
Cellular component (GO): membrane
Molecular function (GO): G protein-coupled receptor activity
Source: RefSeq, a predicted model, not a curated record